Molecule: messenger RNA, 1471 nt
Organism: Lolium rigidum
Lineage: Eukaryota; Viridiplantae; Streptophyta; Magnoliopsida; Poales; Poaceae
Exons: 11
Coding region: 216-1469 (417 amino acids)
Source: RefSeq, a predicted model, not a curated record
GUCGCACGUCCUGCACCUCAUCUCCCUCUCCCUCUCUCUGACGACUUCAUCCUCCAGCUCGCAUCUGCAACAGUCUCUCCGUGCUCGACCAAUAGGAGAAGCGGCAUCGGAGGCGACACAGGCUUGCGUUGCGUGUGGUCUGAAGAAACCAAGAAAAGAUCGAGAAAAAGAAGCAAAGAUAAAGGUGAUUUGAUUAAACAGCCAGUCAAGCAUCCAUGGGUUGCGGGCUGUCCACGCAGGACGACGGCGGCGGCGGCGGCGGGCCGCGGAGAAAACAGGGGAGCGUUGGCGACGUCGUCGUGUUCCUCCCGGGGCUCCGGACGCCGAGGAGCGUGGACUUCUCCGCCCAGGCGCUCGACGGGCGCCUUGACAAGAGCGCGGCAGAGAGGCUGUCGGCCCUGAGGGCGCGGGUCGUCGACAUGGCAAUGCAAGAAUCGGCGUCGGCGCUGAAGCCGAGGCGGAAGACCGCCGCGCGGCACGGAUCUAGCACUGCUAACCUGCUGCAGGCGCUGGAGGACUACCUGCCAGUCCUGCUAGGAUUGGUCAAGGAAGGUAGUCAGUCGAGACACAGCGUGCAGUUUGUCUGGACUAACCAAGAGGACAAUGCCGAGGAAACGGCCAUGGCGGACGCGUGGUACGAGGUGCUCUCCGUGCUUCAUUUGAUGGCCAUGGUCUGCCUGCUGCAGGCCAACUCCCUGCUUCUUCCCAGGGCAUAUGGCGACGGCUACGGGCCAAGGGUCUCUGAUGAGAGCAGACGUGCCACUGUAGACGUUUUCUUGAAGGCUGCUGGCUACUUGGAUUGCGCAAUUCGAAAAGUACUUCCACAGAUACCGUCAGAACUAAGGAGACAACUUCCAGUAGACCUGGCUGAAGGAAACCUCAAAGCUCUUAGCCUGCAAGCUCUGGGUCAGGGGGUUGAUAUGCAACUUGGGUUGGCAGUUGAUAGCCCAAAGGCCACUUUAGCAGUAAAAAGGCGCUUAGCUUGUGAGAUGGUCAAAUAUUGGAAGCAGAUUCAGGAGAGCAUUCCAGACCUUGCUGCGUCCGACGGAUGGGGAAAAAAGCAUCUACUGUUUGUCAAGUGGAAGUAUGUCGAAGCAAAGGCUGCAGCAUACUAUUUCCAUGGUUUGAUUCUGGAUGAAGGAAACAGUGAGAAAUCGCACGGAAUGGCAGUAGCAGCCUUGCAAGCUUCAGAGGAGUUUCUAAAAGAAAGCAAAAGAGCUUCUGAAGCCUUCCAUGCAACUCCUCCAACAUCCAGGAGCCCCACUCCUUUCGGAACAGCUAAGUAUCUGUUUGACAAGAUCCCAAAAGAUGCUUCAAGCAAAGUCCGGAUAAACCAGGACCUGUAUGCUCAAGAAAGGGUCAUUGGAGCGCCACCCCCAUUGCCAGAUUUCUCACUGGCACUAACACCUGAAGAUUAUGAUCUUCCUCCAUUAGACCCACUUUGGAACAAAGAGGACGGCCAUCAGUAACU